Kwoniella shivajii is the source of this 1650-nucleotide messenger RNA. RefSeq lists its product as uncharacterized. The record is from RefSeq and is a predicted model, not a curated record. The transcript has 6 exons. The coding region runs from base 1 to 1650 and encodes 549 amino acids. NCBI's taxonomy places the organism in Eukaryota, Fungi, Basidiomycota, Tremellomycetes, Tremellales, Cryptococcaceae.
AUGAAUUCAUCAAACAUGUCUGUACGAACGGCAGCCCUCUUAGCUUUAUCUCAAGAUAUAACAGCUCUCAUAUCGCUCACCCUAGAAGCGGUGCUCUCAUUCGUCAAUAUCUUUUACCGAUCGAUUCUUCAGAUUUUGGGAUACGAAAGAAGGAUAUAUAUUGAUCGUGAUAGGAGAAUAAGGAGUGAGAGUGGUAGAGGAUGUGGAGUGGUUGUUCUAGGUGCUAAUGAAGCUGCCGGUCAAAGUCUCACCCUCCAUUUAGCUAAAAUAGGUUAUACCGUAUUUCCUUUGAUUCCAUUACCAUCACCAUCUUCACCACCUACAUCAUCGGCUUUGACGCAUCUGCUACUUACCUGGUCAGGCGUUCAAAAGAGAUUAAGAGCAAGAUAUCCAGGUCAUCCAGGUGGUGUAGUACCUGUUAUCAUCGAUCCAGAAGGUAUCUCCAACGAUCUAUCAACCUUCGCAACUAGAGGUGAUCUGAAAAAACCUGAAAGAAGAGGAGGUGGCGUGGGUCAAGCAGGAGGAGAGAAUACGGAAAGUAGAUUCGGUCAUGCAGGUGAAACUGUCAAAGCAUAUUGUAAAGAGAACAAUCUUAGUCUAGUAGCUAUAGUUUGUACAUCAAGAAAACCAAAAUUGAUAUCCACAACACCCAGUAAUACCAAAACGGUCAAUAGUGAUCAAGUUGGAGGAGAUAACUCACUAGAUAUGAAAGGAAUAGGAUUCGACAAAAGCGUGGAAACCUCUACCUCUUCUAGUAUAUCGAUGUUAUCAGAAGGAGGAUCAUCGAAAGAAACAAUUGAUCAAUUGAUGAUCAACGAAAACUCCAUGACUAAAUCAUCUACACCACCUACGCUUCCACCGUCAGCAUUGACUCUCACAGAUGAAUCAACAUUGAUCUCUCUGUGGAGAUCGAACAUCUUAGAUCCGUUGGCUAUCGUCAAAGAGUUGACUGAUCUUUUGGCGAUCCCAGCUUCACUAGGUCAUCCUAAGGCAAGGAUCGUUUUUGUCGGUGGUGAAAAUGGUAGAAUAGUAGAUAUAAAUGAUGAGUCAAAUCAAAUUCUCUUCUCGGGUGGGGCAGAUGCGAGAGCAGAAGGCGCUAUGAAAGUAAUCCAAUGUGCAAGAAAGGAAAUGAUUAAUAUCAUGAGAAACGAAAUGAGUAUCGUUGGCGUUGACGUUUGUGAAGUCCUCGUUGGCCCAAUGUCAUCUCGAUUAGGAACUACAGGAUAUCACCUUCGACAUUCAAUUGAAGAUAGCAAUGAAGGAGCUUCGGCUAUUCUUGGUGAUACAUUGAAAAGAUCAAGUGCAUUUCCGGGACUCAGCUCGCCAGGGGGUCCAAGAAGGUCUAAAGAAGCUAUCUUAUCAUCUCGCUUACAACUCUUGUCUCGUCUAUGGGCAGUUGACGAUGCCCUUCUAUUCUCAUCAGUCAGAAGGGCUAUAGAAGAUCCUUACGCGAGAUACAUCCAUCGAGCUGGUAUUUCUCCCCUAAUCAAUGAAUUGCUACUUCACCUACCUUUUGGUAUAGGAACCACAUUCACCAAUAUGGGAGGGAAAGUAGUGAAGAAAGUAUUGGAGGUUGAUUGGGUCCUGAGAGAAAGGGUUAGGAACGGAGGUUGGGAAGGGAAAGGCUAUAAAGCUAAGGAAGUUCAAUAA